Molecule: messenger RNA, 3475 nt
Organism: Malurus melanocephalus (red-backed fairy wren)
Lineage: Eukaryota; Metazoa; Chordata; Aves; Passeriformes; Maluridae
Gene: USH1C
Product: USH1 protein network component harmonin
Exons: 21
Coding region: 4-1674 (556 amino acids)
Biological process (GO): inner ear morphogenesis; retinal cone cell development; sensory perception of sound
Cellular component (GO): cilium; stereocilium tip; stereocilia ankle link complex
Molecular function (GO): protein binding
Source: RefSeq, a predicted model, not a curated record
ACCAUGGAGCGCCGCGUCGCCCGCGAGUUCCGGCACAAGGUCAAUCUGUUAAUCGACAAUGAAGCAGAGAAGGAUUACCUUUAUGAUGUGCUGCGGAUGUACCACCAGUCUAUGAAUCUCCCAGUGCUUGUGGGGGACCUAAAACUCGUGAUUAAUGAACCAAGCAGGUUGCCUCUAUUUGAUGCCAUCCGCCCACUCAUCCCGUUAAAACACCAGGUGGAGUACGAUCAGCUUACACCCAAACGAUCACGAAAGCUGAAAGAGGUGAGAUUGGAUCGUUUAAAUCCUGAGGGGCUUGGAGURAGUGUAAGAGGUGGUGUGGAAUUCGGCUGUGGCCUCUUCAUCUCCCAGUUAGUUAAAGGAGGACAGGCAGACAAUGCUGGGCUUCAGGUUGGAGAUGAGAUMGUGCGCAUAAAUGGAUAUUCAAUUUCAUCGUGCACACACGAAGAAGUCAUAAACCUCAUCCGUACCAAGAAAGUCGUGUCUGUAAAAGUAAGACAUGUUGGCAUGAUACCUGUCAAAAGUUCAGCAGAUGAACCCCUUAAAUGGCAAUAUGUGGAUCAGUUUGUGUCAGACUCAGGGGAAGGAAAGGGCAGCAUUGCUGGGCUUGCUUCUUCUGGAGGGAGAGACAAUAAAGAGAAGAAAGUCUUCAUUAGCUUGAUUGGUACAAAGGGCAUGGGAUGCAGUAUUUCCAGUGGUCCAACACAAAAACCGGGCAUUUUUAUCAGCAACGUUAAGCCAGGCUCUCUUUCAGCAGAGGUGGGCUUAGAGGUUGGUGAUCAGAUUGUUGAGGUGAAUGGAGUGGAUUUCUCUAAUGUGGAUCAUAAAGAGGCUGUCAGAGUGCUCAAGAGCAGUCGUACUUUGACUAUCUCUGUGGUAGCAGGCGCUGGAAAGGAGCUGUUCAUGACCGAAGAAGAAAGGCAGCGAGAAGCGCGCCUCCGUGAGCUGGAACGCCAGGAGUUAAUGCAUCAGAAGCGUCUGGCACUGGAAACCAACAAAAUCAUCAAAGAGCAGCAAGAGAARGAGAGAUUAAGAAAGCUGGAGAUUUCCCAGAAGGCUGCAGAGGAAGAAGAGAGAUACCGCAGAGAAAUAGAGCAGAUAACAGCAGAGGAAGAGAAAUUUAAAAAGGAGUGGGAAGAAGACUGGGGUCCCAAAGAACCACCCAAGUCUCUAAAAACUGUAACUGCAGAAGUGCACUCCUCCCCUCGUUCCAAACACAAAAAAGAUUUAAAGGGAGUUGCACAUGACCAACUUGAAACAGAUGACAUGGAUGAAGUGAACGUGAAGCAGGACAAACAGGGCUUCCAGAAGUAUGUGGAAGAUUUUGAUCCAUAUUCAAUGUUUACCCCAGACCAGAUUAUGGGAAAAGACGUACGACUAUUACGAAUUAAAAAGGAAGGAUCACUGGACCUUGCAGUCGAGGGGGGAAUUGAUUCUCCAAUUGGAAAGAUAGUUGUUUCUGCCAUCUAUGAGGAUGGUGCUGCAGACAAACAUGGAGGCAUAGUGAAAGGGGAUGAAAUACUGGCUGUGAAUGGCAAGAUAUUAAUUGACAGCAAGCUGGCAGAAGCACAGGCAACUCUAGCAAAAGCUUGGAACAUGGGUGGGGAUUGGAUUGACUUAGUCAUUGCAGCAUCACCUCCAAAGGAAUAUGAUGAUGAAAUGACAUUUUUUUAAGGAAGACUGAAACUGUUGAAAUGGAGUCUUUCCUCUGGAGAAAUCUGCUGCUCAGUAAAUAAAUAGGAAAUCAAUAACCCCAUGAAAUGCAUAUUUAUUGACUGAUGUGUAAAUUAAAUGAGAGGCUUCAGAUUCUUCGGAUGAUUUGAAUAAUUUAUUGUCAUUCUAGAUACCUACAAGUGAACGUUUUUUUGCAAGAUGAUUGGGAAGAACCGCUGACUAGCACAGUUCAGUCUACGAGCGCUCAAUCUCUUUUUGCUAUUUUGAGGGGCCAAAUUUUGAAAAUUAUCUUUCUGUUUUCCUGGUAAUAUACUUUGAAAUGGCAAAUGAAGAUGGAACACAGAUGUCUGCUCUCACAUGCAACGCUGGUGAAUACACAUUCACAGGCCAGUUUGRGUGUAAAAAGGAUUAUAUUUUUACUUCCUGGAUAGUAAAAUUCCUGGGAAAAUGAGAAAGUACACAGGAAACUUCUGUUCUUACUMAUAUUUUGUAGCUCUGUUGACAUCCAAUUUUGUGUCUCAGGUGGGAAAUUUUUUUGAAUAUAAAAAACGUGCUGGUGGAAAAAGUGAGAAUACCAGGAACGCUAGCAUUAUUUGUAAUUAUUUUGUUUGUGUUGCUCAUGAUGUAUAGAGAAUCUUCUGUACAGCAGAGUAAACAACUAGAAAGUAGUUAACACAAAAUCUUUACAAGGAGUGACAUUCAGACUACUGAGCAUUUGUAUUGGUGGCAAAAUGUCCUUAAAGAGUGGUGCAUGACGUCAGCACAUKGCCAUAGUCUAGAAGCCUUCUUGGAGUUCCUGUGCUGCCCCUGCUGCAAUCCUAGGAGUUGGUAGUAUCUAUGUGUGUUUUUCUAGAUCUYUUCUCUCCUUCUGUCUUCCUCACUACUUCUCUUUUCCUUCUUCUCUUUGCCUGGAACUUUUGGRUAACAUAGCAUUUGAUGAGUUUCAAGGUUUUUCCUGGUUGGGCUAAAUUAAUGGUAGCUAAAUGCUARAUGAACACUGAGUACUGCUUUGGUAAGUGAUAGAAUGUCAAAUUAUAUGUUGUAUUUCAUCCUUUGCCAAAAAUGUCUUUGAUUUUGCUAAUUUUGCCUGUUAGCUUUAGUGUGUUUUUCACCUCUUGCCUCUAUCUGGUGGGGAUUUCCCCUUUACUCUAAGAGAGAGCAAGAGAACCUGGAGUUCAAGCCCUGGAUCUAAGGCUUCAGGGAUUAACACGUGCCUCCAUUGUCGAAUGCGGAAAUUUGGCUGUGAUUCUCACUCUGCAGUUUUCUACUUUGUUGUCAGUGAGCCUUUAUAUGUGACUAAAGAAUGCCACCAAGUUUAACAUUUUCCUCUYGGUGAACGUGUACCUUCAGUUUCAGUAAAUUCCGUAAGGCCAUAACAUUGAUAUCAAUUUGGCUUUAAUAUUUUUACAGUUGCAGAUUUAGUAAUUAUAUUAUCAAGGUACCUCCUUAGAAAUGUCAUUUUUUCCUUCCUUGUAUCUUCCAAUUUGUGUUCUGGUUUUUGUGCGGUGUGUAGAUUUUUCUCCCCUGUUCUAAUGAGAGACAGUUUAUAGUUUUUUUGGUGUAUCAGAUUUCCACUGAAGUCUUUCCUUCUCGAGUUUGGAAGCCCUCCUCCAGCACAUAAAAAUAACAAUUAUGUUUCUGAGAACCCUGUGUUUAUUUGCUGAUGCUUACUUAUGUUGACUUUGUUUAUUUGCAGUAUUCUUCCAGUAUGCCAACUGAUGUGUGUGGCRGGGUAUAUGUGUUAGAAUAUUUAAAAUGUUUGACUCUUACAACUAAUCCAAAAAUAAAAUUGCAUUUGCUA